Molecule: messenger RNA, 4664 nt
Organism: Pogona vitticeps (central bearded dragon)
Lineage: Eukaryota; Metazoa; Chordata; Lepidosauria; Squamata; Agamidae
Gene: RBL2
Product: RB transcriptional corepressor like 2
Biological process (GO): negative regulation of G1/S transition of mitotic cell cycle; cell differentiation; regulation of transcription by RNA polymerase II
Cellular component (GO): transcription regulator complex; chromatin; nucleus
Molecular function (GO): RNA polymerase II transcription regulatory region sequence-specific DNA binding
Source: RefSeq, a predicted model, not a curated record
CGCGGCGCAGGCGCAGAAGCGGCGUGGGUGGCUCCCCUCAGGCGGCUCCGGUGCCCGUGAGGGAAGUGGCGAUGUUGGGGGGAAGCGGCGGCGAGGAGGAGGAAGGCGGCGAGGACGAGGCGGUGGUAGCGGUGGCGGCGGCCCCCCUCAGAAAGGGCUCCGCCUCGCCGCCCUCGGACACCCGAGGCGGGGAGGAGGAAGAGGAGGAGGAAGGCGGCGGCGCAGACCCCGCGGCCGGCCGUGAGGAGAAGCGAGGCGUCGAGGAAGGAGAGGAGGAGGAGGAAGAAGAAGACGAAGCAGCGUCCGCCGCCCUCCUGGCGGCUGAGGCGGCCCUGGCGGCGGAGCGGGCGACGCGGCAGCGCUACGAGGAGCUCUGCGGCAGCCUCAACAUGGACGAGCGCGCCCGAGGGGAGGCCUGGCUCAGCUACCAGAGCAUGAGGCGCAAUUACACCCUGGAGGGAAAUGAUCUACACUGGCUAGCUUGUGCCUUGUAUGUGGCUUGCAGAAAAGCUGUCCCCACAGUUAGCAGAGGAACUGUUGAAGGGAACUACGUAUCCUUAAUAAGAAUAUUACGUUGCUCAGGACAAAGUUUGAUAGAGUUUUUUAACAAGAUGAAGAAAUGGGAAGAUAUGGCAAAGCUACCCUCUCAAUUCAGAGAACGUACUACAAGAUUAGAAAGAAAUUUUACCGUUUCUGCUGUCAUUUUUAAGAAGUAUGAACCCAUUUUUCAGGACAUUUUCAAGUACCCUCAAGAUGACCAACCACGUCAGCAAAGAGGACGAAAACAAAGGAAACAACCAUGUACGGUCUCUGAAGUUUUCCAGUUUUGCUGGGUGCUGUUUGUUUAUGCAAAAGGAAAUUUCCCUAUGAUCAGUGAUGACUUGGUCAAUUCGUACCAUCUCUUGUUAUGUGUUCUUGACCUAGUCUACGGAAAUUCUCUGCAGUGCCCAAAUCGUAAGGAGCUUCUGAAUCCCAGUUUUAAAGGACUGCCUGAAGAUUUUCAUAAUAAGGAUUUUAAACUGUUGUUUGAACCCCCUUGCAUCAUUGAAAAACUUUGUUCUUUACACGAUGGCUUGAUUUUAGAAGCGAAGGGCAUAAAAGAGCAUUUCUGGAAGCCCUAUGUGAGAAAACUCUUUGAGAAAAAGAUUCUAAAGGGAAAGGAAGAAAGUCUGACAGGGUUUCUAGAUCCUGGAAGCUUUGGCGAAAGCUUCAAAUCCAUCAACAAGGCCUACGAAGAGUACGUCUUGUCCGUCGGAAAUCUAGAUGAGCGGAUAUUUCUUGGAGAAGAUGCAGAUGAAGAAAUAGGAACCCUGCAGAGGUGUCUAAACACAUCCUCAGGAGUCGAAACAGCUGAAAGAGUGCAAGUGAAAUGCAAUCUGCAGGAGCAUUUUGAACGAGCAAAAGCCUUCAGAAUAUCCACACCUCUUACUGGCCGAAAAUACAUCAAGGAGAGCGAUCCCUGUGUGAGCCCCCUUUCUGCAGCCACAUACAAUUUGACACGGCUCCAUACAAUGCUGACAGGCUUGAAAAACGCCCCUAGUGAAAAUCUGGAGCAAAUUCUCAGGUCGUGUUCCAUGGACCCAUCUCUGUCUAUUGCCAACAGAGUGAAAGAAAUGUAUGAAAUUUAUUGUCAGAGGGUGCCGUCUCAGGGAGACCCUGACCGCUUCUCCAGAGAUAUUGUUGGAAAACAUUUCCAUCUUGCAGAGGUUCUUUACUACAAGGUACUAGAAUCUGUCAUUGAGCAGGAAAAGAAAAGACUGGGAGAUGUUGACUUGUCUGCAAUCCUCGAACAUGAUUUGUUUCACAGAUCUCUCAUGGCUUGCUGCCUUGAGAUAAUCACGUAUUCUUACAAGGCCGCUGACCGAUUCCCCUUCAUCAUUGAUAUAUUUGAUGUCCCUGCCUUUCAUUUUUACAAGGUGAUAGAGAUUCUGAUUAGAGCAGAAGACGGUCUUUGCAGGGAAGUGGUGAAGCACCUCAAUCACAUCGAGGAGCAGAUUUUAGAGAGUCUGGCGUGGAAAAUAGAAUCUGCACUAUGGGACAAAAUCAAAGAAAACGGCAAUAAAAUUCCAACCUGUGAGGAGGUCAUGCCAUCUCAGUGUUUGGAAAGAUCCAGUGGGAACAAUGUGGCAGAUUCCCCUUUAACCCCAAGGAGACUAAAUGAGGUUCGUGCUGAAACUGGAGCACUGGGAAAGGGCCUUCCGGCUUCUCCAGCUACGCUUUAUGAGAGAUACAGCUCCCCAACAAGCCACCCGACCAGGAGAAAAUUGUUUGUCGAUAACGACAGCCCAGCGGAGGCUCCCCGGACUCCUGUGAGGGUCUCCCAGCAGCCUGUGAUUGCGACCGUCCCUGUGCAGAACGUCUCCCCAGAGACACUGCCUGUCACUCCGGUGCCCGGGCAAAACUUAGUAACCGUAGCAACGGCCACCGUCACUGCAAAUAAUGGGCAGACCGUGACAAUACCAGUACAGGGUAUAGCCAAUGAAAAUGGGGGAAUAACGUUCAUCCCAGUCCAGGUCAACGUGAGCGGACAGGCUCAGCCCCUGGCCGGUUCCAUCCCGCCUCUCAGCGCCCAGGCCCUUGCUGGGACGCUGAGCACUCAGCAGAUGGCUGGCGCGGGGCUUCACUUACAAGGCCAGUUCCAACAGAUUGCUCUUCCUGGAGAACAGAGACAAAAGCAGCUGAUCGGUGGAGCCAGUGGUCCGUCCAGGAAGGCCAGCUCUCUCUCGCUCUUCUUUAGAAAGGUGUUUCACUUAGCAAGUGUCCGUCUGCGGGAUCUCUGUCUCAAACUCGAUCUUUCUGAUGAGCUGCGGAAGAAGAUCUGGACGUGUUUUGAGUUCUCGCUGGUGCAGUGCUCUGAGCUAAUGAUGGAUCGCCAUUUAGAUCAGCUGUUAAUGUGUGCCAUUUAUGUCAUAGCAAAGGUCACAAAAGAAGGCACAUCAUUUCAGGAUAUCAUGCGGUGCUAUCGGACCCAGCCGCAAGCAAAGAGCCAUGUAUAUCGCAGUGUCCUGAUUAAAGGCCAAAGGCGAAGACGUUCAGCCAGUAGCGACAGCAGCAAUCAACAGAAUUCUCCCACAGACAGAAAUAAGGAAAGAACAAGCAGGGAUUCUAGUCCCGUGAUGAGGUCGAGUAGCACCCUGCCAGUCCCUCACCCGAGUAGCGGCCCUCCAACCCCGACCCGCCUGACCGGAGCCAACAGCGACGUUGAGGAGGAAGAACGCGGGGACCUGAUUCAGUUCUAUAACCACGUCUACCACGACCGAAUCAGAGACUUCGCCCUGAAGUACUCGUCGGCCAGUGGAGCUGAGCCUCCUCCUCUUUCUCCAUACCCUUUUGUAAGAAGUGGCUCCCCACGCAGAAUUCAGCUGUCUCAGAACCACAAAAUUUACAUCUCCCCUCACAAAAACACCUCUGCGCUGUCUCCAAGGGAGAAAAUCUUCUAUUAUUUCAGCAGCAGCCCAUCAAAGAGGCUUCAAGAAAUCAACAGUAUGAUUCGAACUGGGGAGGCCUCGACCAAGAAGCGGGGCAUUGUCCUGGAGGAGGGGGCUGAAUCGCCAGCCAAACGAAUGUGCCCAGAAAGUCACACCGCCCUCCUGCGGAGGUUACAAGAUGUGGCCAAUGACAGAGGUUCCCAUUGAGCGCCAACCGCUUGGCUGGAGAUGUGGACUGCUCUCUGAGGUCUCGCGGACCACCGCGGAGCCUGCUGCCUCUUGUCUCCGAGGCACUUCUCGUGAAGAACUGACAGGCGGACCGCAACCGCCGAAGAGGCAUCCGUCUCCCUUGUUGCAAGGGGCUGCGGUACUCCAGAGCCCAGUUUGUCAGGGAAGUAAUUGAAACAGCUUCCCCCCCCCAAAACAGAAUGUGCCACACCACUCUUGUUUAGGAAUAUUUGGCUCUAUGUGUGCCUGCAUGCAUGCAUGCGUGCGUACAGCUGUAGUUUCCCAGCUGCAGCAUUUGUAACUUAUUUGGCAGAAGUAAGAGUAGAAACUGACAAUAACUAGUAUCUUUUUAUUAGUUCAGACAGCAUUAAUGUUUUUCUACUAUUUUGUAACCUAUCAGUGUGAUGCUCGGGAUUUACAGCAUUGGAGGAAAAAAAUUCGGAACAAAGUCACAUAGUGACACUAGAACGGAUGUCGUGGCCCGCCUGACCUGCCCAGAAAACGAGGCGUUUUGUUGCAUUUUAAACUGGCAAUGCUAAAGAAAGUAGGCAGGACCACACUGGAGGUAGAGCAGCAGUCUUUUACCAAACUGUGGGGAAAAACGGAGCUCACUUCCAGCUUUCUUUCAUGUGCCCUUCACACAAUUAUGGUAAUGUAGAGACAGUGUGUAUAUACAAUGUUUGGAUGUUUUUUGGGGGGCGGGUGUUAGCUGUGCAAUGAUUUACAGUGAGUUGUAGGAGAGAGUUGUGCUUCAGUAGUUCUAAAGCAUUGUUUUGAAAUGCAGAUUACAGUUUGGCUACCUUGCAGUGGCACUUUUAAAUAUAUAUAUAUAUAUUUUAAAAUAGCCAAACCAUAAGAUACAAAUUCUGUUUAAACUGUUUAACUUGUAUUUAUUUUUUUAAAAAGUAUAUAGUGGUAAUCCUCACCUUGGAUACAUUUUUUUAAACUGGAUGAUUAUGUCUUCCCUGCAGUUGUAACUUUGUGCUCACAAGUUAACAAACGAUAUUG